Messenger RNA from Uloborus diversus, 3463 nucleotides. Its product is annotated as abnormal cell migration protein 10-like. The coding region runs from base 128 to 3463 and encodes 1111 amino acids. Gene Ontology annotation, biological process: signal transduction. NCBI's taxonomy places the organism in Eukaryota, Metazoa, Arthropoda, Arachnida, Araneae, Uloboridae. The record is from RefSeq and is a predicted model, not a curated record. The transcript is spliced from 13 exons.
UGAGGUGAUGCUGUGAUUUGUUUUUUAUUUAUUGACAGAAGGCGCAUGGAAAACUGUAUUGAGGAUUGAAAACCGGAGGGAUUAAUUUUCAUUUCAUCAGAGAAUAACUUGUAGAAAAACAGGAAAAAUGGCAUGCACGGAUUACGAUGGCUGCCCGGACAAUCUGAGUGACGCUGAGCCGGAUAGCGACCACGAAGAGACCCCGGAUGACCCCCAUAAGCUCCUGGGGACCUGGCUGGGGGAAUUGGAAAAUCUAAAAGCGGGGCUGGACAAUGUCAUAACUGGACCACGAACACCAACAAGCUUUGAAAAACUGUCCAUCCCAACCCCCAGAAUGGAUAGUUACAGAUUUUCAUUGGCUACUCUUGAAGAUAGCCAAGAUAUCGAACUGGAUGCCAUUUUGGGGGAGCUCUGUGCCUUAGAGAGCCAGUUUGAUCAAGAAGUCAUGCACAGAGGGCACGCUCGUAGUGUGAGCACUGUAAUUCAGAGUAACAUCACCGGGGAAAAUAUUCGCUAUUCAACAUCUGGGAUACCGCUAGGCCAUGAGACUCCAUCGUCGCAGCAGACUGGACACAAACGUUUCUUCACCCACAGACGCUCAAGUUCAGGUGGAACAAAAUCAAAAUUUGAUGUCAGUGGGGAUUUAGACUGUGAUGAACAUGUGAAAGCUCAUAAAAUGGAGUUGGGUGUGAGGACAGAUAGUCCAGACAAUGACUCUGCUUUUUCAGACAGUGUCUCUAUGCUUUCCUCGGAAUCAUCUGCAUCAUCUGGUGGGAGAACGGACACUGGGAUAUCUAGUCAAGGUUCAUCUAAAACUAACAGCAUUGCAUUGGUACCAUCGCCAACUCAGCUUUUGGACAACAUAUCUAGAAGGUUGCAAGCUUUAAGAGUGGAAGUUGAGAAAGAAAACUCUCCACCAGCAGAACAAGCUGCACGUAUAAAAGCAGAAAAAAUCAGGAUAGCUUUGGAGAAAAUAAAAGAAGCAAGUGUUAAAAAGAUCUUUAUAAAAGCUUUCAGCGCUGACAACAGUGCUAAGAGCUUGUUAGUGGAUGAGCGCAUGACUGUGGGGCAAGUUUGUCGUCUGCUGGCAGAUAAAAACCAUGUCCCCAUGGAUCCAAGGUGGACCCUUGUGGAACAUAUACCUGAAUUAUUUAUGGAGAGAAUGUAUGAAGAUCACGAAUAUGUUGUUGAAAAUCUCUUAUUAUGGGCCCGAGAUUCACCAAAUAAGUUACAGUAUUUAGAGAAAGAUGAAAAAUAUGAUUUAUUUAUUAAUCCUGAGGAAUAUCUUCUAAUGGGUAGUUCUUCUGAGAAGGGCUCUGAGCUUGACGAUGAUGCAAAGACUGCUCUUUUAGAAGAAUUUUUCUCUUCAUCAAGUGUCCCAGAAGUUGAAAGUGCAUUAUACUUGAAAAGUGAUGGGAAAAAAGCGUGGAAAAAGCAUUUCUUUGUUCUAAGAGCUUCCGGAAUUUAUUACUGCCCAAAAGGAAAAUCAAAGCUUUCAAAGGAUUUAAUAUGUUUAACAACAUUUGAAAUGAAUAACGUUUAUUCUGGAUUUGGAUGGAAGAAAAAAUAUAAAGCUCCAACUGAUUUUGGUUUUGCCAUAAAGCACCCACAAAUACAGACAAAGUCUUCAAAAUAUAUCAAGUACCUGUGUGCCGAAGAUGAAAAGAUUCUUCGUCAGUGGAUUAUGGGAAUUCGUAUAGCAAAGUUUGGUUCAAUACUAAAAGAAAAUUAUGACAACCUUAUGAGAGAUAUAGUGGAAGAAGACUUGGAAACAUUAGCCCAUGCACGUAGCUUCUCCGUGUCUUCUAUGGCUAAAACAAUGGCUGUAAGCUCAGAUAGCUCAGGAAGUUCUGGAAGUCCAGAUAGACAAGAUAUUUCUUUGGAAGAUGUGGUAUUUUCGGGCCCUCAAGCAGCAGCACUUACACCAGAACAAUCUGAAGCUGAUGUUAUAAGUAAUCGUAGCUCUGAAUCCACACCUACUCCCACUCCAAUGGAAUGGACAAAUCCUAAUGGUCCUAUUUUGCGUCAUGAUUCCGUAAAGUCAAGUACAAGCAGCAGUAGUGGUUGUUUAUCAGAACGUUCUAGUGUAAGUACUCCAACUGCUGAGCAGAUGCCAUUUGAACCCACAGAAAUACCAGUUAGCACUCUUAAGAGAAAACCUAGCAUAACACCGAAAAUUCCUUUGACAAAUACCACUCGAAGCAUUGCGAAGCAAUCUGAAGAAGGACUACAUCUGACUACUGGACAUGAUCGUUUAAGCUACAAAAAUGGUGCUGGAAACACUGCAACAUUAACUAAAAAUAUUGCUCGUAGGUUUAGUUUAAGACGAUCUCAGACAGAGGACCAAAUCAUGGUGAAUGGAAUAAUGAAGAGUGUUUAUAGAAAAUCAUCAGAGAUGGCAUCAAUUCCACUUACAGGAAGAGCCCUUUGUGACUUUCCAUUGCCUCCACCACCGAUGUCGUCUAGUUGCUCAAUUGAAAGCCUUGAUAUUGCUCUACUGCCUCCUCCACCACCUGAAGCCUUUAGAGGAAGCACAACAAGCCUUGAUUCCUUACCUCCACCUCCCCCACCUCUUGAUUUGUCAGAAGAAUAUAGUUGGCCAAGCACUUCAAGUCUAAACUCAUUGCCUCCCCCGCCAUCUCCUCAGUCAACUCCCACUAAAGAAAGGCUUCAUAAACUCAGAAGUCCUGACUCUCCAAAUAAACAACUCCCUUUUAUUCCUCCAAAACCUCGUAAUGAUAGGCGGCAAUCGGAAGCAGAUAUUCCACAGCCACAACUUCCAUUUUUGGCCGAAUUAAAACUGGGAGUUAGCAGUCUCUCAAAAUGCUCUAGUAAACAAUUUCAGCGACCUGCGUUUGAUAAUGACACAUGGAAAAUAAAUCAAGCAAGCAAUGGGAUGAAAAAUUCUUUGUCGUGUUCUAAAAAUGAAAGAAAGGCUUCUGUACCUACUGUUCCAACAACUUUAGACAUUGUACCAAACUUCCCGAGUAAUAAUGUUCCUCCUCCACCACCACCUCCUCCUCCACCACCUCCUUCAGCAAGAAAUCUGAAAUUCAUAGAACGUCCUUCACCACCAACACGAAAUGAAGAAACCAGACUGUCUGAAAAACCUUCUGCUUUUCUUCGUAGAACUCAGACUUCAGCAACUUUGCCACACAAAGCAUCUAAAAUACCAUGCCCUCCCGAAACUUUUUUGAAAGACUUGCAGAAAGUAAUGGAGAAAAAAUGGAAAGUUGCCCAGCAGUUAUCCGUUGACUUAUCUGCCACACCUAGUGAGAUUCUAGGUUUCAGAGAUCCUUGUUACUUACCUGCUGGAUCUCAGACUUUGGGACCACCUACCCAUUCUCAAACAAUGAGACCUAGAACAUCAUCGCAAUUUUUUGAAGACUCAAAUACCCCGAAAAAAAGGCCUCCUCCCCCUCCCCCUAAAAGAAGUGACACUACUCAGUUGUCACGCCGAUAG